Messenger RNA from Zygosaccharomyces rouxii, 918 nucleotides. Its product is annotated as bifunctional triacylglycerol lipase/ester hydrolase. Bases 1 to 918 code for a protein of 305 amino acids. Gene Ontology annotation, biological process: lipid storage. Gene Ontology annotation, molecular function: lipase activity. The transcript has a single exon. The record is from RefSeq and is a predicted model, not a curated record. Gene Ontology annotation, cellular component: lipid droplet. NCBI's taxonomy places the organism in Eukaryota, Fungi, Ascomycota, Saccharomycetes, Saccharomycetales, Saccharomycetaceae.
AUGAGUAUAAGAUAUUUAGCUGGAGCAAGAUUACCGACAUCUGUCUUACAUAUCAAACCUAAAUCUCCUUCGCCAUCGUCGCCGUUAUUCGUAUGGAUUCCUGGUAAUCCCGGUAUUGUUCAGUACUAUGAAGAAUUUUUGAAUCUAUUGCAUGAGAAAUAUGAUUCGUUCGAGAUCCUAGCUAUCUCUCAUGCUGGUAUGGCAACAGAAGAUCCUGACUUGCAGAAACGUAAAGCCACGAUUUACACAUUGGACGAUCAGAUUCAACAUAAAGUGGAAAUCAUCAAUCAAUUCUCGGCGAAGGAUAGACCCUUGAUAGUAAUGGGCCAUUCUGUUGGUGCAUAUAUGGCUCAACAUGUAGUUUUAGCUGAGAAACUAUUAGGCAGAGUCGUUAAAUUGGGCCUUAUAACGCCUACCGUUGUCGAUAUUCAUCGUUCUCAGAAGGGAACUCAGCUUACAAGAGCAUUUUACUGGGUCAAGUAUUUGCCAGAUAUUGCAGCAUGGGUAAGUGACAUGUUAUUCAACAAGCUAUCAUCCAUCAUGUUCACAGACCAAGUUAUAUCGCUUUUCAUGGGGGUAGAUAAGGAAAGUGUACCUGUGGCUACAUCUAAAUCUUUAGUACAAAAUCCAGAAAUCAUCAGACAAGCGUUAGGGUUAGCCGCCUUGGAAAUGCAACAAAUUAGAGGUUGUUGGCCAUUCCAAAAGAAACUAAUCGACCACUGUAAUUCGAACGAAAUUGAAACGAAGUUUGUUUUCAGCGCUAACGAUCCAUGGGUUUCUAACGCUACGAGAGAAGCUCUUAUGGUAUUCUAUAGGGAAAACUAUAGAGAUCGUAAUUUAGAAAUUUCUGUUUCUCAAGACCUCGCUCAUUCCUUCAUUGUUAAACAUUCCAAAUACAUUGUUGAUGAAUACUUUUAG